CUGACAGCAAUCACGCUAACAUUAGCAUUUUUGCUAAUUUUAGCCGAUACACUUACUUUAUCAUACUGAAUGGUGCAAGUGCAUGUUAGUCAACAAUCUUGUCAAUCUCCUCAUGCUAUUGACUACGUUACAGCUUUCUUUAGCAUUGAUGCUAAUUUCUAGCAUCAGAACGCCGGGCCCAAACUGACGGGCACACUUUGGCAGGCCCCGGUUAAAUUUCUUCAGGAAUGUUCUAGUUAAGGACUUAUCAUUUACACCAUAAACAUUUUAUUCAAACACCACAUUGUUGCAGAUUUUUAGUACAUGUGCUACAUUUAAUUUUUUUCUCCAUCUAAAAUUUGUUCAUCGAAAAUGUACCCAAAAAGCAACAAAAUAAUCAGCUUGUGUCGUUGGGAAAGUUUGAUUGCAAUCUGUAACAAUUUCUGACUUCAAGGUCUAAACUUUUGCUUUAUAAGCACAAGACUCACUCACACCACACAGUAGGACAGAGGACAUUAGUCAGCUAAUGAUGGAUCUGAAAUUGUGGCUCUCAAUUCUGAUGGUUUGUGCGAUGGCUGAAUCUCAAAUCUUGCGCAAGGACUGGCUCAUAGAUGUGCCAUCCAGAAUCCCUGUUCUUCAAGGCUCAUGUGUGGUCAUUCCCUGUGUUUACUUGUAUCCCGAGACAAAAAAAAUAUUGAACAGAUGGCGGGGAUUCUGGAAGAGAAGGGGCACGAUUGUUGCAUCAAAUUUCCUCAAUUUGAGACUAACGGAUGAGUUCCACAUGCGAUCCAGAAUUACAGGAACCCUUCAAAGCGGCAACUGCACCUGGCAGCUGUAUGGCGUCAGAGAAACUGACACUGGUCCGUUUUACUUCAGAAUUGAAAUUCCACAACAUAAAAGCUUCACUUUCUCAAAAAAUACGGUGACCCUCAAUGUCUUCCGAGUUCCUGAUCCUCCCACCAUGUCUGUUGCAGUCCAAGAUGAAGUGACUGCCACCUGCAAAGUUACUCAUGUCUGUCCAUCAUCUCCUCCCAAAUUCUCCUGGAGCCACUCUGGAAUAAGGAAAACAAAGUCAAAAAAGGAAAAUAAAUGGUUGUGGUCAACAACGUCGACCCUCACCUUUACCCCUCAAGAAGCCGACUUCAACAAGCCUUUAAAAUGUACGGUGACAUUCCCUUUCAGGAAGACUACAGUGGGCUCUGUGCUUCUCAUCAAGAAGAGUACCAAGUGAGUCUAAAUAUGGAGUACUAGAUUAGAGCAAUAUUUUUAGAGCUAUCUGCCAUGAUGGCAAAUGAUUUUGCAGAAAAAGGCCUGAAAUAGUAAAACUACAAAAAA
Messenger RNA from Xiphophorus couchianus (Monterrey platyfish), 1314 nucleotides. Its product is annotated as myeloid cell surface antigen CD33-like. NCBI's taxonomy places the organism in Eukaryota, Metazoa, Chordata, Actinopteri, Cyprinodontiformes, Poeciliidae. Bases 506 to 1210 code for a protein of 234 amino acids. The transcript has 3 exons. The record is from RefSeq and is a predicted model, not a curated record.